AGCGGCCAAUUGCCACCAUCGUAAGAGGCGCGUAUCUGUGCGGAGAGUGUGCUUCCUAUUGAGUGAAGUGCUGCCUACGUUUAGCUGUGACGCCUCUUAGCGACGGCGGCGUCAACGUGGAGCAGCGUUUGUUGUUGUUUUGCAGAACAGCAGCGACGCUGCGGUACACUCUUGCGUUUCGUUUCCGCUUCACAUUUUUGUCUUCUGCUUCUCACUCCCUUCUCUGCUUUUCGUAUCAUAGAAAUCGGAGGUCCCACCUUUCUUUUCUCCCCGCACGCUCUCCUUUUACCGCCGUGGCCCUCCACACGAGCUCACCGGCAGAACGAACCCAAACAGGCGAAUUCUCUACCACCGGUGUUCGCCACCCGCACCCUGUCCGCUUCCUUCUCGCUCUCCCCAUGCCGCGUCAGCCAACGAAGAAUCGCAUUAACAUGCACGACAUCGUCGAGCAGCCCCUCUCUGCCAUACCGGACGCCGUCGAUGCCGUGUUGCGCCGCCCCGAGCCGCUGGACGAGGUGGAGAUGCAGAGCAUCCUCUACGAAUGCUCCUUCAUUCUACUCAGGGCGGAGGAGGCCCUCUCAGCGAAGGACGGCAACGCCUUCUGUGCCCUCUUCAAGCUGCUCUCUGAAGGAUUUGCGCACAGUGAGGAGUCCUUCGAGGAGGGGAUUCGCACCAUGAUCCAGAACGAUUCUCUCCUGCAGACGAUGCACACCAUUUUCAAGGUGGUGGUCGAGCAGGAGGCGCUGCCCCUGCACAGCGCCGGCACCGUGGAGCUCAUUCAAGUCCUCAGCAGCCUGUGCGAUGGCGCGGCCCUGAAGGACAAGUGCGGGUCGCUCUUCAUGCGCGGUUUCGCCAAGCUGCUGCAGAAGGUCUACGCCAACGCGGAGGAGGCACGGCGGCACUUCCACGUCCAGCGUGGCACCGCCACGGCGCUGAUCAACCUGGUCAAAGGCUCCAAGCAGAACAAGCAACGUCUGGCAUCGUGGAAGUUCGUCGCGGACUGCUGCGCGGUAUCCGUAGACGUUUUCUUCCAGCUGCAAUGCGUGGAGAUGCUGUUCCGUGUGUCACGGCAGAACAAAGACGUCUUGUCGCACCUCGGCGACUCCUUGCCGCCUGCCACCGUUGAGGCGUUGCAAGCGCUGCCCAACGACGGCACCCUUCUGUCCCGCAUGACGCAGCUGAUCGAGCAUCUGAACGAUGGUCGCGCGCAGGUGUUGCGCUACCCGCUGAAAGAAGUGGUGGCGGCCGACACGACGCUGACGAGCUCGACCAAUGCGUACUUUACGCCGAACUUCGUCAUCGUGAUGGUCACGGCAGUAAACGCCGACAACAUCACCAUUCCCUACCGCAUUAUUCGCUCCAUCACGCUGGGACGCGACGGACGCGUCAUCAUCAAGUUAGAGGAGUUUCCUGUAAAGUUAGAGGUGCUGUUGAGCCACACCGCGGGCAUGGACACCGUCACCUUCUACAUGACGCAGGACGAGCUCGCCCGCUUCAAGCAGUCUUCGGUGCGGCAGUGGAUUGUGGAGGCUCUGCAGGCGCGGAAGGAUGAGCAGCGGCAGCACCUCCCGCAGCGGGCGCGGCGCUCGCCUGACUCCUCGACCAAGUCGAACGGGAGGAGUGCUCGGGCAGCGCAGGAGUCGACUUCCGCGGCGACGUCAGCAGCGGCGGCGCCGACGCAGUACGAAAACACCGCUGCUGCUGACGAGGCCGAUAGCGCUCGCAAGAAGGCGCGGGUGGAGUCCCCUGCCAGUCGGUGGGGUGGUGCGAUAGUCAGCAGCGCCCUGCCCUCCGUCGCGGCCUUCCUCCACGUGGUGGACGCGCUGAUGGAGCAGGCGUCGACGCCGAACGAGGCGCAGGCGAUGCUGCUACAGCUGCGGCGGCUGAUCGAAGCUCGCAAGGAGGUGCAGCGUGGCAAGCUGAUGGACGAGCUGAACACCAUCAUGGAGCACAUCCAGUCACGCGUGGACGACGCGCGCCGCACCGCGCGGGAAAACCGAAGCGCCUGGCAUCAGUCCAUGCUGGAGGAUCUUGCGAAGGUGGAGGGACUUGUGGUGGCUGUGCAGGACAAGACCGCUGAGGGUGUGGAGCAGCUGAACAAGGAUCUGAAGAAGGUGAAGGCGAGCAAUCAGGCCAUCAACGAGCGCAUCGCGUGCAUGGACAUCGAGCUCCAGCAAACUUUGGAGGAGCUGCGCGCGGAAGAGUUUCGUUGGACAAACGAGAUCGAUGCAAAGUGCAUGCGCGAGGCGGAGCGGCUGGAGUUCGACGUGGAUCAGAGCCUCAUCAACCGUAACCGGCCGCUUGCAUUGAUUUCGGACUACAUGCAACAGUCCGCACCCUACCGCUGA
This is a messenger RNA of Leptomonas pyrrhocoris, 2348 nucleotides long. RefSeq lists its product as hypothetical. The transcript has a single exon. The record is from RefSeq and is a predicted model, not a curated record. The coding region runs from base 399 to 2348 and encodes 649 amino acids. NCBI's taxonomy places the organism in Eukaryota, Euglenozoa, Kinetoplastea, Trypanosomatida, Trypanosomatidae.